Babesia microti strain RI is the source of this 672-nucleotide messenger RNA. RefSeq names its product RNA recognition motif. (a.k.a. RRM RBD or RNP domain). Gene Ontology annotation, molecular function: mRNA binding. Gene Ontology annotation, cellular component: nucleus; cytoplasm; ribonucleoprotein complex. The transcript has 5 exons. NCBI's taxonomy places the organism in Eukaryota, Apicomplexa, Aconoidasida, Piroplasmida, Babesiidae. The record is from RefSeq and is a predicted model, not a curated record. Bases 1 to 672 code for a protein of 223 amino acids.
AUGAGAAAUACCAAUGCAUGCAUCUACGUUGCUAAUCUUCCACCAGACAUCACAGAACAUGAACUUGAUGACAAAUUUUACAAGUUUGGGAGGAUCAGGCAGAUUACCAUUAAACAGAGUCGCCGCAGAGAUGACGAAUGUUAUGCUUACAUUGAAUUUGAUUCAUCAAGUUCCGUCGACGAUGCUAUAAAAUAUCGUGAUGGAUAUAAAUUCGGAAGAUAUCGUAUUUUUGUAGAUAUACUAAGGGAAAAGGGUGGUAAAUCGUCAAGAGGUCCUCCUAUGCGAACUGAUUACCGAGUAAUCGUAGACAAUUUGCCCAGCUCCGCUAGCUGGCAGGAUCUAAAGGAUCAUAUGCGGAAGGCAGGACCAGUUGGGUAUUCCAGUGUCAAUAGAGGGAAAGGUUACGUUGAGUAUGAGACAAAAAAAGAUAUGGAAUGGGCGCUAGAAAAUUUGGAUAAGUCAGAGUUCAAAAAUAUUUACUCCAAGAGUAUCAUCAGAGUCCAUCCUGGAAAUAACGAUGGAAGAUCAGCUUCUGAGAGUAUAUAUAAGGAUCACAAAUAUCGAGAUAGUGAAAGUGAUAAAGGCUUCAGGUUUAGGUCCAGAUCAAGAAGUUCUAGUUCUAGAUCACGUGCGUCCAGAUCUUUGUCACGAGGUAAAAAAUCUGAUAGUUGA